AUGGCUUCGCAUCACCCGACAGCAACCCCCUCCAAGCCCGACGCACGCUUCUCCGUCUCUUCCCUGCUCUCGCCUCCCGAGAUGAAGCGCUCGGAGAGCUUUUCCAAGUCGCCCGCCGACCGCGCAAUGGAUGCGACGCCUCCCGUCAACCGCCUUACCGUCAACUCUCUAGGCAGCAACAUCCGGAGUUCCGCAAAGGGGCUGCCUCCCUCCCCGCCUGUUUCGCCCUUCGACAAUCUCCACAAGGAGGACUCUCAGUGCUCGGUGGAGGAGGAUACGAGCAGGGACCCGCCUCUGUUCCCGGCGUGGAGCGGUGACAAGAUCGGCGCGACAACCGCGCCCCUGUUCCCUAGCGUUGGAACGACUCCUGAGCACGAUGCCCUCAUCUCCAAGCACAUUGCUGAAUCCAAUGUCUACGACCGACCGACCCGCGAGGAGUACCAAUUGGCAAUCGCCUGCAAGUCAAUUGCCGUCAGCCAGUGGCAGAAGAACCCGGUCGCGUGGAUGCGCAACGAGCGCGCGACCUGGAGUAUGUACGGCCCCAAGAAGUCGACCCAGCGCUCGCACUUGCGGGCGUUGGCCCCCGCUCCCGCCGGCGUGCGCAAGACCAAGCCUGCCGCCCCCAGACUGCCGCGCGCGCCCCGAGUUACGAAGCGCACUCCCAAGGCUGCACUGCUCGAGUCAUUCGACGCAAAGCCCCCGACGCCCAAGGCUCCCCGGGUUCCGGCGUCGCGAGAUGACGUCGACUUCCACAAGAUCCCGAACUAUGCGCCGCCCCUGGAGACGCUUCCCGAAGAUGGCAGGAAAGCUUUGAAGGCGGAAUGGAAGGGUCAGCCCCUUGACCUGUCCGCCGAUCCCGACCGGGGUGAACUCCACCCCUCAGAGCUUAAUGUCGCUUCCACACUCCGACUUACCUGUGCGACCUACCUUUACAACAAGCGACGCAUCUUCCAGGCUCGCGUCCGCGCCCUUCUUAGGGGCGAAGACUUCAACAAGACUAAGGCUCAGCAGGCCUGCAAGAUCGACGUCAACAAGGCCAGCAAGCUGUGGGCAGCCUACGAGAAGAUUGGCUGGUUCAAGCCUGCCUAUUUCCAGCAGCACCUCGACAACUUCAACGACUGGGAGAACUAG
Lasiodiplodia theobromae is the source of this 1131-nucleotide messenger RNA. Its product is annotated as Swirm domain protein. The record is from RefSeq and is a predicted model, not a curated record. Gene Ontology annotation, molecular function: protein binding. Bases 1 to 1131 code for a protein of 376 amino acids. The transcript has a single exon. NCBI's taxonomy places the organism in Eukaryota, Fungi, Ascomycota, Dothideomycetes, Botryosphaeriales, Botryosphaeriaceae.